CGCUGCGAUGCGGCCCGGGCGGACAGUACUGGUUGCAUUCAUGGCUCUGCUCUCCACCAUUUUCGCUGCAUUCCCCAACCCUCGUGGGACAGCGCCUGUGACGCGCCGCACCGCUGUCUUUGCCGGCUCUGUCGCGUGCGGCUGCAGCUGCUGCAGCCCCGAGCCCGCCUCGGCACUGGCUAGCCUGACCCGGCCGCCAGAGGACGACCUGCGAACGUACGACGUCCCGCGAGAUGCGCGCAGAGAUGCCGGCUUCGCGUGUGGGAUGGCCACCGGCAUGAAGGACUAUGAGCGCGCCGUCUCGGGGCGUAAGCGCGAGCUGUUUGACCGGCUCCUCACCUCGCUACCGAAGAGCGACGCCGUGGUGGUGGAGCUGGGCAUGGGCUCUUUCCCCAACGCGGAGUACCUCGCCGCAAUGCCCAGCCAAGGUGCCGCUCCGCAGCGCAUGGACCUGAUUGGCUUGGACCCGAACGACUCGAUGGAGGCGUACGCGAGGCGGUCCGCCGCCAAGGCCGGCCUGCUUGAGCAGGGCCACUCGCUGCGCGUGACGCACGGCGUGGGCGAGGUGCUGCCCCUGGCGGAUCGCUCCGCCGACGCCGUGAUCUGCACACUCACGCUCUGCUCGGUCGCCAGCCCCGAGCGGGUCCUCGCCGAGGUGAGGCGCGUGCUCCGGCCGGGCGGCAAGCUCCUCUUCCUCGAGCACGUGCUGUCCGAGACGGACGCCGCCCUCGCCGCGCAGCAGCGCGCAGCCACGCCGAUGCAGGUCGAGUUCGCCGACGGGUGCCACCUGGACAGGAGGACCGGGCGCCUCGUCGAGGAGGCCGGCUUCGCCUCGGUCGACGCCAAGUACACCGAGCUGACGGGCUUCUACUUCCUUAACCCCACCGCGUCCGGGAUCGCGACGCGGUAGAACGAUAUAGAAAACGCGCAAGAAGGGGAAGGGUUGUGUCGCCAUCUGUUUAGUUGUGAGAGUUGUGU
This is a messenger RNA of Emiliania huxleyi CCMP1516, 978 nucleotides long. RefSeq lists its product as hypothetical. The annotation marks the transcript as partial. The transcript has a single exon. The record is from RefSeq and is a predicted model, not a curated record. NCBI's taxonomy places the organism in Eukaryota, Haptophyta, Isochrysidales, Noelaerhabdaceae. Gene Ontology annotation, molecular function: S-adenosylmethionine-dependent methyltransferase activity.